AUGUCUCUAUAUGCUAAGUUCAUGAAGGAAAUAUUGAAUAACAAGAGGGAUUGGAAGGAAGUAGAGAUAGUGGUGCUUACUAAGGGGUGCAGUGCAGUCAUUCAGAGGAAUCUUCCUGAGAAACUACAAGAUCCUAGGAGCUUUGUGAUUCCUUGUACCAUUGGAAAGAAUCUUAUUCGGAAGGCCUUAUAUGAUCUCGGAGCAAGCAUCCACCUCAUGCUACUAUCAUGGGUGAGGAAUUUCCAAAUUGAGGAAGUAAAUCCUACCCGUAUCUGUCUCCAGCUGGCUGAGCGUUCUAUUAAGUUUCUCUUCGGAGUGGUGGAGGACCUACUUCUGAAAGGUAAAUUGACUUUGAGGGACACUGAGGACAAGGUUGUCCUUAAUGUGCUUGAGGCAUUACAGCAUCCCAGUGAUUCUAAGGGAUGUAUGAGAGUAGAUAUUAUUGAGCCAUUGAUCCAAGAAGUUUUUGAAGUGGAUGAGCUUGAUGGUGAUCUGGAUUCCUCUUGGUUUACUUGA
This is a messenger RNA of Arachis ipaensis, 516 nucleotides long. Lineage: Eukaryota; Viridiplantae; Streptophyta; Magnoliopsida; Fabales; Fabaceae. The record is from RefSeq and is a predicted model, not a curated record.